UACAACCAGUUUCAUAACAGUCGGACUGCGCAGAUCAGAAACAACAUCCUCUUUUGUCCCCACUUCUCAGCUGUAGUCCUCGGCAAUUUCGGCGUUGGAGAAUUUGUCUAUUUGCCAUGAUUCUACAAGCGAUUUUAGCAGCUAGUUUCACCACUGUAGCCCUUGGAAGCAUUUGUUGUACACCCAAACAAUGGGAGGGUUUUCAAUACGCGGCCGGUGGGUACGUGGGAAGAUUCGGACGCCCCGGGGAGAAAAACGGCCUUUACCGAGUAUCGUAUGACGCCACUAACAAGAAGGUGGCUGUAUCUGGGAACUUUACCAGACGGGACAAGGUCAGACCUUUCAAGACCAUCUACGACUUCAAGGAAGAUAACUCCAUUGAUGGUCGAGGACACCUCAUCCUCCCUGAAGAGGAAACCUGCACAUCCUUCCCACUCAGAAAAGAGUUCCGGGAAGCCUGUAUUCCAGACACGGCAGCCUAUGAACACUCCAGCUAUUACGGGGUCGGUGAGAACAUGCUAAAUGUGAAGGCGUACAAGGUGAAGAGGAAGGGGCCUGGUGCUGAUGUGUCUGCCGUCGUGUUCGUCACCAGUGACGAGUGUGUCCCCGUGGUGGAGAACGUGUGGGGGUCAGUGAGGAGAGUCUCUUUCUUCGGAUCCGUGAACUUCCUUCAACUCACAGCUGGCAUCCAGGACCCGGCCGUCUUCUCGCCCCCGGAGUAUUGUGAAGAGGGGACCGUGGAGAUGCUUGAUGAGCUGCAAGCACAGUAUGGCAUCCUGCAGCAAUAAAACCACAUCUUGAGGCAGCCAGAAGCAUACUUCAGCAAUGCACUUUUUAUGCUUCCUAUUUUUAUACGGCUACAUGUACUAGUUAAAAAACAGUUCAGUUUUGUCACUUCAGCUGUCUUUUUACACGAGCAAUAUGCAUUAGCUCCGGUGGCUUGCCUCUCAAUUAAGCUGACAUGCAGUAAUAUUAAUAAUUUUCUAAUAGAGAAUUUAUUCCUCCUCAAUGACUAACCUCAGCAUUUAACUGGCAAUGAUAUGACGGGAAUUGUGUUCAAAUCGUACUUAAUCCAAUUGCUCCACUCUGACAACGUCUCUGUUCAACAUUUUAAUUCAGAAACGUUACAAAAUACUAAUGACCAAAACUAUUGGUUUAAUCGAAAAUAAAACUGAAACUCAUCAAGACUUAAAGUGGCUGUGUAAAGUACUAAAAGCAUGUUUCAAUAUUUGCAUAUAUAUAUGGGCUCAAGAAUAUUAGCCAUUUGGUUUUAUUUACAGAUAUGUAUGUCAAUAUUUAGUGUUAGGUUAUCAAUAUGUUUCGAGGGUCUGGAAACCUGUAACCUGGGGAAAUGUAUCGCCUCCUUUGUCUGUGUAGUAUGAACCCCCUCAUCAGUCAUCAUCCGGGGUACAGUUGUUCCAUUCUGUUACAUAGAACACUGAAGGAUACAGCCUUUGCUUGCAACACUUUUUGUCGGGGUCCAGCGGUUUUCUUUUGGGAAAACAUUUUAUAAAAGGAUUGUGGGCUCUCACCUUAACUUCAUUGAGUAACAUCUACAGAUUUAUUUUAAAAAAAUUGUUUUUUGAUGGGUUCAGUUGUGUAUAAUUGGAUACUGUAAAAUAAUCAACUCAAAUAUGCUGGAAAUAAUAAAUGUAUUUUUGAAGAA
Haliotis rufescens (red abalone) is the source of this 1666-nucleotide messenger RNA. RefSeq names its product mammalian ependymin-related protein 1-like. Lineage: Eukaryota; Metazoa; Mollusca; Gastropoda; Lepetellida; Haliotidae. Gene Ontology annotation, biological process: cell-matrix adhesion. Gene Ontology annotation, cellular component: extracellular region; lysosome. Bases 117 to 788 code for a protein of 223 amino acids. Gene Ontology annotation, molecular function: calcium ion binding. The transcript is spliced from 6 exons. The record is from RefSeq and is a predicted model, not a curated record.